UCUGUUCGUUGACAGGCGGUCUUGCCUCCGCCUGCUGCAUCUCAAUCAGUCCUUCACUCCCACGCACCCACUACCUCGUUAUAUCCUUCUCCUUCUUUUGAUUCAAUCCUUAAUGAGACUUGCAUUGAGCGUUGCCUUCAUCCCGACUCCCGCGGCUUAGACCGCAGGCAAGCAUGGCCUUCGCGAGGCCCGGCAAUAUGCAGCACAUGGCCGCCGUAACGAACGAGCUGUUGCCGAGUUGGGCAUACGUUGUACGGGCAUCGUUUAGAAAUGUGCCGAAGAGGACGAUAUCGACCCAACAGAGACAGCGGAGGCGAGAGGUGCAACAAGAGGCAUUACCAACGUCGAUAUCGACGAGGAGAACACCGAGCACACCUACAACAAAUACUGCAAUGACUAUCGGCGGACUGUUCGGCGCUUCGCCGAGAGGCAGUCUCCGACAAGCAUCGCCACUCACACGACCAUCAUCCUCCCUCUCACCCUCCGCCCGAGCUUUCUCUACCACCUCUACCAUCCGGUUUGCGCCCAUAACCCUUCGCUCUCCGCCCCCGCGGACGACAUUCGUCGGGUUCUCCCAACAACGCAGCCUCUUCGGCGCAACAUGGGGUCAGCAAAACAAUCCCUCCCACAAUCUCCUCGCACAAAUGGAGCAGACGGCCAAUAACAAUCCCGGCAGCGCCACCGCUCAAAACGCCUUCUAUCAAGCCCUCCUUCGCGCGAACAUGCCCGAGAUUUUGGUAGAGCGGUAUCAAACAGGCCGAUAUGCAAGCAACCAGGCAUGCGAGGGCGCAUACAUGCGUGCGCUGGAGCGGAUAGGCGCGACAGAAAGUGGCAGUCUCGGGUCGGCGGCGGGCAAGAUCGCGGGUGGGAACAGCCAUUCGCUUAGCAACGAGCAACUACAAGCGAUCGGACAGGCGGUAUCGGCACGGAACCAGGGCGGUAAUGUCAGCAUAUCCAAGGCAGGAUCCGGUGCGAAGAAUGAGCCGCUUUAUGUUGUCGUGGACGAGAGUAUCGGCAGCACCAUCUUCAAAUGGGUCAAAUUCUUCGCCGUCUUCGGCCUGAUCGCGUACUGCUCGCUUGUCGUGUUCACGCUCUUGAUCGAGGCCACGGGCGUGCUGAAGAAGGUCAGCGGUGCGGCGAAUGCGGAAGCGAAGCCAGAGCUGCAGACGACCCGGUUUGGCGACGUGCAGGGCUGCGAUGAGGCGAAGGAAGAAGUGCAAGAGUUGGUGGAGUUCUUGCGGUCGCCUGAUCGUUUCAGCACGCUGGGAGGCAAGCUACCAAAGGGCGUACUGCUCGUUGGACCACCAGGAACUGGCAAGACGCUGCUCGCUCGCGCAGUGGCGGGAGAAGCAGGUGUGCCCUUCUUCUACAUGUCCGGCUCCGAAUUCGACGAAGUCUACGUAGGCGUUGGCGCAAAACGCGUACGCGAUCUCUUCGCCGCAGCGAAGGCAAAGGCACCCUCUAUCAUCUUCAUCGACGAGCUAGACGCAAUCGGCAGCAAACGCCACGAACGCGACGCCGCAUACGCCAAGCAAACGCUCAAUCAGCUCCUCACCGAACUCGACGGCUUCGAGCAAAACUCCGGCGUUAUCAUCAUCGGCGCCACCAACUUCCCCGAAUCUCUCGACAAAGCGCUCACUCGUCCCGGCCGCUUCGACCGUAACGUCUCCGUCCCCUUGCCCGAUGUGAGAGGUCGGAUAGCAAUUCUCAAGCACCAUCUCCGCAACAUCCGGCUCGACUCGGCUGUAGAUCCCGCUGAGAUCGCGCGAGGAUGUCCUGGCUUCUCUGGAGCAGAGCUGGAGAACGUCGUCAACCAAGCCGCCGUACGGGCGUCAAAGAUGAAGCAGCAGAAAGUCACCAUCGACGACCUCGUCUGGGCCAAGGACAAGAUCAUGAUGGGCGCCGAGCGCCGCUCCGCAGUGAUCCAGGAGAAAGACAAAGUCAUGACCGCCUACCACGAAGGUGGCCACGCGCUCGUAGCCAUGUUGACCGAAGCCAGUACACCUCUGUACAAAGCGACGAUCAUGCCCCGCGGUCACGCGCUGGGAUUGACGUGGCAGCUGCCGGAGCUCGACAAAGUUUCUGAAACGCGGAAGGAACUCAUGGCGAGGAUCGAUGUGUGUAUGGGCGGGAAAUGCGCGGAGGAGUUGAUCUACGGACCUGAGAAUGUGACGACGGGCGCGAGCUCGGAUAUCACGCAAGCGACCGCCACGGCGCAGGCGAUGGUUACACGGGCGGGGAUGUCAGAACUCCUCGGCAACAUCGACCUCGCAUCGGAUUACAGCAAACUUUCUCCCGACACGAAGAAGAACAUCGAGUCCGAAGUCCGCCGACUAGUGGAAGAGGGACGACUGAGAGCGAUGAAGCUUUUGACUGACAAUAAGAGUGCGCUGGAGCGGUUGGCGAAGGCGUUGGUGGAGCAUGAGACGUUGAGUAAGGAGGAGAUGGAGAAGGUUGUUAGGGGGGAGAAGUUGCCGGAGAGGAUCACGGUGGGGAAAGAGGUGCCGGUUAAGUUGCCGGAGGUGACGUUGCCGGGUCCGCCGUUUGGAUUGCCGCCACUUGGUGGCAGGCCGGAGGCGGGAAAGGGGGAGGCGAGGGGAAGGAGGGUGGAGGGUGCUUAGGGAUUUGCUGG
This is a messenger RNA of Baudoinia panamericana UAMH 10762, 2632 nucleotides long. RefSeq lists its product as uncharacterized. Gene Ontology annotation, biological process: protein quality control for misfolded or incompletely synthesized proteins; mitochondrion organization. The transcript has a single exon. The record is from RefSeq and is a predicted model, not a curated record. The coding region runs from base 393 to 2621 and encodes 742 amino acids. Gene Ontology annotation, molecular function: ATP-dependent peptidase activity; ATP hydrolysis activity; ATP binding. Gene Ontology annotation, cellular component: mitochondrial inner membrane. NCBI's taxonomy places the organism in Eukaryota, Fungi, Ascomycota, Dothideomycetes, Mycosphaerellales, Teratosphaeriaceae.